AUGGACUUUGACCCGUUAAGCUUCUUCACACCGGACUCUACAGAUGGUGACGAUCACGUGGAUACCAAUAACGGUGUUAUUCCCCGCGAUGGUGGUGAUGUAGGCGGCUUCAUACCCAACGUUGAUGAUGGAGACCUUGAAGAUGGAGACCUUGAAGAAGGUCCACUACACAUACUCGAUUUCCCACAGCUGAACGGGCGCUUGCCCGCUGCUGUCCUCAUAUCACUGCUGAAGCUGCUGGCACGGAACGAGGAGACGAAUUUCGGGAAGGAAGAGACGUUGAUGCUGGACCAGCUGCUGGUGCAAAGGUCCAUUGAUCUUGAGGAUUACGGCUUCACGUUACAAUGGCUCAGAGAUCACGGGUACGUGAAACUGGCCCGUUGUCUGCCAGAUGUUCCUUUCAACCAGGAUACUUUCCAAUAUCUGAACAAGAUCCUGUCUUCACACUUCAUAGAGGACGCUGAUAUUGCGCAGUUGACCUCUCUGAGGAUCUCGGAGAACUGUGGUAGAACAGCACGCCCACAGUUCACCAGAAAGAUCAUCAUCGACCAUCUGGAGACCCCCAUCUUGCUCAAUGAGCCUGCACUAACGUCCGAUUCCCUGGGCUUGAAGACGUGGGGAUCUUCCCUGGUGUUGAGUGAACUCUUAGCAAAGACACACGAGGGACUGGAUAUUCAUGGUGAGAUAUUAGAACUAGGGGCAGGUACAGGGCUAGUCGGCAUAACACUCAGUAAGCUGGGCUAUGAAGUUGUAUUGACUGAUUUACCAGAGAUACUGGACAAUUUAAGGAAGAACGUUGAGCUGAACAGCGUUGAUUCGGAGUGCCAUGUAUUAGAUUGGACUGAUCCUUCGUCAUUUGUUGAGAUAAAAGGUCCCGAUGUUAAGUACACCACUGUUGUUGUUGCUGACCCGAUAUACUCACCUGAGCAUCCGCAAUGGGUGGUUAAUAUGGUUGAUAGAUUCCUUUCCAAAAGCUCAGAAUCACAGCUACUUAUACAGAUUCCCCUUAGACAGCUGUACGAGUCUGAAAGACAACUUCUCUGGAGUUUAUUGAAAGAGAUUGGCUUACGAGUCGUUGAGGAGCAGUACGUUGAUGGGUUUGACGACUUCGGAGAGCAGAAGUUUGUAUAUAAACGGUUGAAAUGGCAGCUAUAG
Williopsis jadinii is the source of this 1155-nucleotide messenger RNA. It is a transcript of the gene EFM2, whose product is annotated as S-adenosylmethionine-dependent methyltransferase. The record is from RefSeq and is a predicted model, not a curated record. Lineage: Eukaryota; Fungi; Ascomycota; Saccharomycetes; Phaffomycetales; Wickerhamomycetaceae. The transcript has a single exon. The coding region runs from base 1 to 1155 and encodes 384 amino acids.